This is a messenger RNA of Chelonia mydas (Green sea turtle), 2312 nucleotides long. RefSeq names its product NK3 homeobox 2 (gene NKX3-2). Lineage: Eukaryota; Metazoa; Chordata; Testudines; Cheloniidae. The transcript is spliced from 2 exons. The record is from RefSeq and is a predicted model, not a curated record. Gene Ontology annotation, molecular function: RNA polymerase II cis-regulatory region sequence-specific DNA binding; DNA-binding transcription factor activity, RNA polymerase II-specific. Bases 403 to 1335 code for a protein of 310 amino acids. Gene Ontology annotation, biological process: regulation of transcription by RNA polymerase II; cell differentiation. Gene Ontology annotation, cellular component: nucleus.
GCUGGGAGAAAAAGGAGCAGGAAAGAGCAAAGGAACAGAUAGAGGCAGGAAAAAGUCCAGCGCCGCGCGGGACCCCGCUGCUGCCGCCGGGGAGAAGGCGCGAGGGAGGCUCAGGGGCAGCCCCCAGGCCAGGCAGCCAGCCAGGCUCUUAUGGGAGGGCUGCAUGGGAACGGCGUAUUAAAGCGUCCCCAGCCCCGCACCGCCGCUCGCUCUCUCCGGGCCGGGGAGCAGGGGCUGCAGCCGGGGGCGGCGAUGAAGUCUCCCAGUUGAAGGAGCGGGAUCCGGGCGGAGACUGGAUCUGGCGCCGGGGCCAGGGCGGGCGCUGGUGCACCGGGGCGCUUCGGCAGCAGCCCUCGCUUCUGUGUCUCUUUCCCCGCUCCCCCGCGCGGCCCCCCGGGGCAGAUGGCUGUCCGCAGCGGUAACGCCUUGACGCCUUUCUCCAUCCAGGCCAUCCUCAACAAGAAGGAGGAGCGCGCUCAGCACUUGGCGGGGCGGCCGCCGCCGGCCACCCCCACCACGCCGGCUUGCUGCUGGAGGCUGUUCGGCGAGAGGGCGGGCGCGGGCGCGGCGGACGAGGCUUUGCUGCCGGCCCGGGCCUGCCCCCGGGCUGCUCCGGCGGCGGCGAGGACGAUGGGAGCCCCGGCGGGCUGGGAUUCGGACUCGGCCCUCAGCGACGACCACGAGGGCGAGAGGCGCUCGGAGGAGGAGAGCACCGGGGUGCCGCAGGGGCCGCCCGGCAACAGCGCCCGCUCCAGAGAGGCCCCUGGUCGGGGGCGGCCUGCGCGGGAGGCUCAGCCCAGGGAUCAGGAGGAAGAGCCCCCGGGCCUCAGUGACAGCGAGAUGUCGGCCAGCGUUUCAGAUCGCAGCCCGCCGGAGGAGGAGGACGGAGGCAGCAAGUGCGAGAAGCUGCUGGCCGGGGAGGAGGAGCAGGCGGCCCCCAAGCCGCGGAAGAAGCGCUCCCGGGCGGCCUUUUCCCACGCGCAGGUCUUCGAGCUGGAGCGGCGCUUCAACCACCAGCGCUACCUCUCGGGCCCGGAGCGAGCCGACCUGGCCGCCUCGCUCAAGCUCACCGAGACCCAGGUGAAGAUCUGGUUCCAGAACCGCCGCUACAAGACCAAGCGGCGCCAGAUGGCCGCGGACCUGCUGGCCUCGGCCCCGGCCGCCAAGAAAGUGGCGGUGAAAGUGCUGGUGCGGGACGAUCAGAGACAGUAUCACCCGGGGGAGAUGCUGAGGCCGCCCUCGCUGCUGUCCCUGCAGCCUUCCUACUACUACCCCUACUACUGCCUGCCCGGGUGGGCCCUGUCCACCUGCACCGCAGCCGCGGGGACUCCAUGAGACUGACCAGCCUCAGCCCUCUCCGAUCCAAAGCAACCCCGAGCCCCAGCUGCAGGACUGUAUGCACCGGACAGUAUUUAUUAUUAUUAUUAUUUUAUUUGAUUAUUUUUAUUAUUGUUAUUUGGGUAAUUUUCCCCCUCCCCCUCCUUUCCACGUUGUGACUUUUGCAAACUCCCCCUCCCCCCACCUCCCCAAGCCGAGGACUCUUCUAAUUCGGCACGACUCGUUCAUGGUAUCCAUGUUGUCACUCUAUUCCGUGUAGACUUGCUUGUUUGUUUUUGUUUUGCUGAUAUUGUUGCUCCGGAUUGAUAGAGAGCCGAAUCUGGUGUGAGAGAAAGGAAAAAGAAACCUAGAUCAGAACGGGAGAUCAAGGACUCCCCCCAUGGACUGAAAGGAAGAUUAUUUUUCUGUUUGUUGGUCUUCCAAAUCGUUGCAAACCGUGUGUGCCUUGUAUGGUGCUGAAUGUAAGGAACCUCUUUCAAAUCCCCCGUUCUCUUGUUGCCCGUGUUAUUCCUGUUCUUCAUGGUCCAUGGCAAAGGACAGAUGUGUCACAAAAGGGUGAGCCCUGUAUCAAAAAGCCAGACCUCUUUUCUCCCUCGGAUCUUUCCUUGGUGGGGGUUGGGGGAGGGAGAAGUAACGCGUUUUUAGCACUUUCCAGUUGUACUAAAGUUAUUAUUAUUUUUAUAUUCAAUGUGAAUAUUUCUAGUCAGGCUUUUUAAAAAUGGAGUUAAUGGGGAAAAUUAGUACCAUUCAGUGCCUUUUCUUUUUCUGUCUUUAAAUUCGUCAGCAAACCUAUCCUGUGGGUUUGUGAUCUACUUCAGUAAUAUAACAGUCUCUUUCUUACAAGGUAAUUCGUGGCUUUUUCCUCUUUUACUGGCACUGUGCACUCAACUAGAUUAUUUACUUUAAAUGAAUUGUGAAUGUUUGUAAGCUAUCCGCUGUACUUUUUUAAUUUAUAAACUUUAGUUUAACACAUA